Triticum aestivum (bread wheat) is the source of this 1011-nucleotide messenger RNA. Its product is annotated as NAC domain-containing protein 2-like. Gene Ontology annotation, molecular function: DNA binding. Gene Ontology annotation, biological process: regulation of DNA-templated transcription. Lineage: Eukaryota; Viridiplantae; Streptophyta; Magnoliopsida; Poales; Poaceae. The coding region runs from base 62 to 637 and encodes 191 amino acids. The record is from RefSeq and is a predicted model, not a curated record. The transcript has a single exon.
GUCGGGUGGCUGAGCCUUGACUUCAUCGGAGGAAGGAGGAAGGGGAGACUUCAUCGGGGAAAUGGGGGAGGAGAUAAAUCUGGCCGGCGCCGGCGGAGGGGAGGUGAAGCAGGAGGUGGGGGAGGAGGAGGAGAUCGAGUUCGAGCCGACGGAGGACGAGCUGGUGCUGCACUUCCUCCGGCCGCAGCUGCGCGGGUUCGCGCCGCGCGUGGCGGGCGCGGUGGUGGAGGCGGACCCGUGCGCCGCGCCGCCGUGGGAGCUGCUGGAGCGGCACGGGCUGCUGCGGCGCGGGCACGGCUACUUCUUCGCGGCGCGGCGGCGCGGGAAGGGCGCCCAGGCGCGGCGCACCCCGGAGGGCGGCGGCGGCACGUGGAUGCACAGCGGCAACAGGGAGGACCGGCGGUCCGUGACGGAGCUGGGCGUGGUGGCGCGCUGGUCCAUGACGCGGUACUGCUUCUACGCACGCGACGGGGCGCAGGGGCGGCGGAGCACCGGGUGGGUGAUGUCCGAGUACGAGAUCACGGACCCGCGGUGCUACCGCCGCGCCGACGACGGCGAGGAGGACCACUACUGGGUGCUCUGCCACGUCCGCCGGAGCACCAGGAAGAACGUCAAGCCGCGCUCCCGGAGGCGGUAGGCUGCCGCGCCUCGGCUCGGUCGCCGACCAGCCGGCGCAAGGCGGAGAGGGUCACCGAGGAAUCUCGUUCUGCGUUUCUUGUGUUCGUCGCCCCGCUGUGUGAUCUGUCGUGUCGUGUCGGUCGGUCCGCGUGCGCCGCGUGCAGUGUAGAGAAGGAAAUAAAUGUGCGCGCUGUUGCGAUCUUGGGCCUCUCCCUUCCCUUGGUUUCUCCGCAACGGAAUUUUGGGGAAAGGAUCGGAUGUCACGAAGCUACAGUGUAAUCCCAGUGCAAAACAAAGAAAUGAUGUCACGGGCACUUUAGCAAAGACACUGUGCGCAAUUACUGUUCAUAGAAAAUAAAAUCCGAAAUUAAUUUUAUUGCACCAUAAUUUUGU